AUGGUGAAUGCUGGUGAGUCAACAAUAAUUAUUGAUGUUGAUGAGUCAUAUAGGCAUAACUGCCUAUCUUUAUAUUUUUAUUACAUUUUAUCAAUAUUUGAUUAUUUAAUAAUAAUUAAAAUUUUAAUGGUAAUAGAAUUUUUUUAAUUCCAUUUGUUUAAGCUAUUCAAACUGAUCCAUGGCCAGUAACAAAUGAGACAGAGUUAGGGCUAGAGGAUGAAUCAGAAGAUGAGCAGGAAAUGCAGGACGAGGCGUAUGAGGAGUUUGAGUGUGAUGAAGACCCUAAAUGGAGUCCUGAAGAAAUCGAAGAUGCAUAUAAAAAACUAAAGGAAGAUGAUGACUCGGUGAAGACUCAUCAGAACCCAAGGUACAAAGAUGCAAAAUUUAUUGCAUUUUAACAUCGUAGCUCUAAGUAUCCUCUGGGAAGUGAUUUAGGCCUAAAACUAACUUCCAUUAUGAGAGGAUCUAUUUAGAAACAAGAGUACAUGGAACUUGUUUUUUAAUUUACUCAGAUAAGAAUUGCCAAAAAAAAAAAAAAAAAAAAAAAAGAAGAGGCAUAGCCAGCCCAUAGACUGGAAGUCCCAGGCCUAAAAAUGUUUGGUUUGUCCACUCAGCCACUUGUAAUAAAUUAUGCAUUGUUGGGGUGGGCUAGAUAGCUUAAGGGCUCAAAGUUGUCAUGUGUGCAAUCAACAGAAUUAUUAUAAAAAAGCAUUUUUCAGGAUGUAUGUGAGAAUAAAAUCCCAACCCACGAUUAGCCAGGUUUACAACAAGUUGAAAAACUGGCAACACCCUGAGAAAAACAAUAAAAAUGAUAAUCAUUUUUUUUAUUGUUAUUUUAUUAUUUCAGAGGCUAUGAUUAAAUGAGUAUUUCCUUUCAAUCAUUUUUUACAGGUUGGAUCUACAAGGAAAAAACAUUCGAGAGAAAUCGAAGGGAAUUGUUUUCCUUUCCAAACUUCUUCUUUUGUUUCACUUCUGCCACUUGUGCUUCUUUUCAAAACCCAAACUUUCUGUAUCACAUACUGGUACCUUGUUUACCGUAGAAAGUUUCUGCAGAAACUGUAGCUAG
Molecule: messenger RNA, 1066 nt
Organism: Porites lobata
Lineage: Eukaryota; Metazoa; Cnidaria; Anthozoa; Scleractinia; Poritidae
Source: the annotation of a GenBank genome assembly